AUGUUAUCAACUGUUUCCAGUGUUCUGGAAUCAGAAGAUCCAACAAAAUUUGGUUUACAGGAUUAUGUUAACAAUGCUACGAACUAUGAGAUAGAAAAAAAAGGCGGACUCAACAAAUUACAUUCAACUUACAGCUUAGAACUCGCAAAAAACGUAGUUGGUAAUCAAAAUUCAGUUCUUGACAAAUUACAACCAAGUAUCAAAAUCGAUGACUCCAAUAUUUAUUGGAAUAAAGCAUAUAGAAUUGUAAUCGCCCUUUUAAGAAGACAUGAGAUGGAAGAUACACUACAUGCAAUGAGAUUAGAGUAUCCUAACCUCCCUAAGAGGACUGGAUUCUCAAAAACUUCAGAUCUUAAUCGUGAAUUUAACCAACUCUUUGAUUACAACGACGAAGUUACUUGCAAGCUCACACUUGCAGAUAAAGUCCGAGAACUUGCAAAAGAAGUAAAUUUACCACAUGAUAAUGAUGACGACGAUCACUGGGAAGAAAUUCAACUUUCAACUGUAGCAAACGAUCAAGAACUAACACUUGCAUCAACGACAAUCGAAAAUACACUUGAUGAAAACAUACACGAAGCUCAACAAAAGCUAAUAGACGAGAAAACUCCAAAAUCUCCACGUCGAAAAGAAAUAAAAGUCAAAAAGGAAGUCGAACCGGAAAAAAUCAGAAUUCGCGUUAGAAAACAUGACGAAAAUGGUGAAACUUACGUUCAUAAACAUCAUCAUCGUCCAAAACCAAAAUAUUUAUCUACAAAUAUCACGAAAACAGUCGAAAGAAAGCUCAGUCCAGGUGGUACUCCACGAAUUGUUGUUAAACGCCGCAUUGUUAAAGUUGUUCCUCAUUUCAUUCAACAUCAUCACCAAGAGGAAGAGGAAAAGAAGCAAGAAAAGCUUCCAAAACCAAAUACAGACAUAGAAAUUGAACCAUUAGAUCUCGAUGACUUCGAAGAUAACUUCGAUGAACCGAAAACUCCAGAUAAAUCUGUCAUUGAAAAAUUCAAUAAUUCGAACGAUAACCUGAAAAGUGACAGCUCUGAGGGAAGUGAUGAAAAUGUAGCGAUGACUUUACCUGGGCCCGAAAGUCCCAGUACCAUAGAUAAACUACAGAUGUUCAUAGAUGGAAUGGAUAAGAAAAAGAGCUCAUAUACCCUUGAUGAAAGUUCAAUUUUCCGUCAUCGUCUGUCAAAGAACCACACAAUGGACGGAAUACCAGCCAAAAAGUAUACAGCGAGCAAAAGGUACAAGGAUGGAUCGCUAAUGAAGAAGAGAAUUAAUGAUCCUUUGUUGAGAUUGCCAAAGAAUCAUAGUAUCGAUGAUUCUGGAGUCGGAUAUCAUAGAAGUAUGAAUUCUGGAGAUGGCUCGGCAAGAAGAAAAUCAAAUAGAUUGACAGGAACAUAUUCUUCAUCUGAUUAUAGUAUUUCUAAUUUUUAA
Messenger RNA from Trichomonas vaginalis G3, 1431 nucleotides. RefSeq lists its product as uncharacterized. The coding region runs from base 1 to 1431 and encodes 476 amino acids. The transcript has a single exon. Lineage: Eukaryota; Parabasalia; Trichomonadida; Trichomonadidae. The record is from RefSeq and is a predicted model, not a curated record.